Molecule: messenger RNA, 716 nt
Organism: Bombyx mandarina (wild silkworm)
Lineage: Eukaryota; Metazoa; Arthropoda; Insecta; Lepidoptera; Bombycidae
Product: DNA oxidative demethylase ALKBH2
Biological process (GO): DNA alkylation repair
Molecular function (GO): cytosine C-5 DNA demethylase activity; ferrous iron binding; broad specificity oxidative DNA demethylase activity
Source: RefSeq, a predicted model, not a curated record
AUAAGUUUACUCUAUGGCGAAAAGGAAUAAAAAAGGAUUUUAAAAGCGAAACAGAAAUGGAAAAACUAAACGAAAUUGACAAAGAAUCUAUUUCGUGGAAAUACGUGAAACAUGAAGGACUUAAUUUAAGUUAUUCGGUGCCAAUACCGAAAAAUGUGUCCAACCAAUUAUUCAUGGAACUCGAAAACGAGAUUAAAUACUUCACGGGAGAUUUAGCAAAAGUGAAGGUUUUUGGCAAAACGUAUCCUUUGCCCAGACAACAAGUGGCAUACGGAGAUGAUGGCAUAACCUACACAUACUCAGGGGUUACAGUACCCGCCCUACCGUGGCCUGCACCUGUUCUCGCGUUAAGGGAUUUUCUUUUCGGAAUAACGAGUAUCAGAUAUGAUUUCGUGUUGAUAAAUAAAUACAGAAACGGUAUAGAUCAUAUGGGCGAACAUAGGGACAAUGAACCAGAAUUGGACCCAAGCUACCCCAUCGCAUCUAUUUCUUUAGGACAGGAAAGACCGUUUGUAUUGAAACAUAGAGAUGCAAGAAAAUCUGGAAAAGAGAAAAGGCCAAUACCUACAGUAACGUUAAACUUGGAGAAUGGAAGCGUUUUGUUAAUGAAUCCGCCAACGAAUGAAAUCUGGUAUCACUCAUUACCAACAAGGAAGAAAUUACUAGGUGCAAGAAUAAAUUUAACGUUUCGAAAAAUGCGAAAGAAGAAUAAAUAA